This is a messenger RNA of Drosophila kikkawai, 4442 nucleotides long. It is a transcript of the gene TyrR, whose product is annotated as Tyramine receptor. NCBI's taxonomy places the organism in Eukaryota, Metazoa, Arthropoda, Insecta, Diptera, Drosophilidae. Gene Ontology annotation, molecular function: alpha1-adrenergic receptor activity. Gene Ontology annotation, cellular component: plasma membrane. Gene Ontology annotation, biological process: phospholipase C-activating G protein-coupled receptor signaling pathway; cell-cell signaling; adenylate cyclase-activating adrenergic receptor signaling pathway. The record is from RefSeq and is a predicted model, not a curated record.
CGAGGCGGUCGUCCGUCGCACACGAGCCAGUCAUCCGCAGAAGACCGACAGCAGCGUGUGUGGGUCUUCAAUCAUCCGAAUCCGAAUUCGAAUCCGACUCCGGCUUCGAUUCCGAGAGCGAUUGAUCAGCCGGCGGGCUUACCUAUAACCGAUAACGUAAAUUUGAAUUUUUCGAAGGCGUUUGUCACGCCGCUAAAAAUAUUUGCACGGGGAAAGUGAAUCAGUUUCUGCAGCUGCAACUGCAGCAGUACUUUCAAAGUGCACCUCCACGGAGCGACAGAUUAAACAGUGUGUCCCACUCGAGUGUCGUGAACAACAACAACCGCAAAAGCAACAAUAAUAGUGGUAGCAAUAAAUAUAAUAAGGGCUUUUUGUGUCAAUAAAACAAUGCCAAGUGUUUUGAUAUGAAAGCGGAGGACUGCGCAGGAAAGCGAUUGCAUUAACCGACCGAGCGAGCAGCAAAGCCAUCAGACAGCAAUUCGAUACAAUGACAGCAGUUGGGCCGUACCUCCGCUUCCAUCUCCAUCUCCAGUGCGAGUGCCAACGCCAGUGACCAGCUCCAAGGAUAUGCGAAGGGUGUGCGUGCCCCGACCGCCGAGUAGGGCUUAGUUGGGCAGGCCCAGAACAGGACAGCAGCCGGAGAUAGCUCCUCUGCGGACGCAACCGGCCGAUCCAUGGCUGUCAACUUGCAGUUGAAUAAUUUAAGCGUCAUUUAUCCAUCGCUCAUGUAUGUGGCCGCCUCCUCCCUCGCCGCAGGCGGCCGGGGACUGGGACUGGCAGGAUCGGGGCUGCCGGAGAACAUAUCCAUCGUUUACGAGGACCUGCUGAGUGCGGCGAAUGGAACGGGAGGGGGAGCUCCAGCGACAGCUGGAACGAGAGCUGGAGCAGGAGGCGCGACGGGAUUGAAUGUCGUUCUGCCGCAGGGUGGGCCAAAUGAGACCGCUGGCGGCGCCGCAUCGGAUGCAGUGGAUGCUCUGACAGAGGCCGGUCCCACCGCUGCCGUAACCACAUUUAAUUAUUACAACGAGUCCGCGGCGGCAGCGGAGUGGGAGCACUUCUACGACUUGGUGCUCUCCUGGCAGGGCAUCUGCCUGAUUGCCGUCUUCGCCACCUUUAUCGUGGUGACCGUCAUCGGCAACACCCUGGUAAUUCUGGCCAUCCUGACCACGCGUCGCCUGCGCACCAUCACCAACUGCUUUGUGAUGAGCCUGGCGGUUGCCGACCUGCUCGUGGGCAUAUUCGUAAUGCCACCCGCCGUCGCAGUUCAUCUCAUAGGCUCGUGGCAACUCGGCUGGGUGCUCUGCGACAUUUGGAUCUCCCUCGACGUGCUCCUCUGCACGGCCUCCAUUCUCAGCCUGUGCGCCAUCAGCGUGGACAGGUACUUGGCCGUGACCAGGCCGCUCACGUACUCCCGUAAACGGCGCUCGAAACGUUUGGCCCUAAUCAUGAUCCUAAUCGUCUGGCUCCUUGCCCUGGCCAUCACCUGUCCCCCCAUCCUGGGCUGGUACGAGCCGGGACGCAGGGACCUGCGGGAGUGUCGCUACAACCAAAACGAGGGCUACGUCAUCUUCUCGGCCAUGGGCUCCUUCUUCAUACCAAUGGCAGUCAUGAUUUAUGUGUAUGCAAGAAUUUCCUGUGUCAUUGCAUCCAGGCACGACAAUAUGACCGACAUAAGUGUUCACAACAAGAAAUUCAAGCGCUACACGGCAGCGGACGUGGAGAACGAGCUGUCGGAGCAGGAGCAGCACAGCUCAGUGGGCCAGCGGCAGCGGCAGGCCACAUCGCGCACCUUCUCCAACCAGACGAUAGCCAAGGAGCUGCACGAAAUGAUGCUGAGCGACAGCGACAACUGUGCUGCUCCUCCUGUUGCUGGCGGCGGACCUUCAGGCGGAGGCGGCACUGCAGGGACUACAGGCUCCUCCGCAGGCGCCCACUGUCAAUCGCUGCUGGCACUGCCCUCCGGCGGAGCAGGGGGCGGCGGCAAGAACGGGUGUUACGAGCUCACGCGACCUUCAUCGCUGAAACGCACGUCCACGGCCUCGACGACCAUUACCACAAUGACAAGUGGAAUCGGGCCGGGCAGCAGUCUCCUAGAUGCCCAGUGGCAGGCCCAGUCAGCAGGCCAGGCGCCCCGGCCCCACAGCUUCCGGCACUCGCGUGGCCAUCACCAUCAUCCGCACUAUCAUCUCCAAAGCGGAGUGACCGCAACAUCGGCGAGUGGCGGUGGGGCAGGAGCUGGUGCCAACACCACCACCAGCAAGUCGCUGUCCAACCGGAUUACGUCGCUGAAGAAGGAGAAUAAGACGACGCAGACACUGAGCAUUGUGGUGGGCGGCUUCAUCGCCUGCUGGCUGCCCUUCUUCGUCAACUAUCUGAUCACCCCCUUUCUGGCCGAGCACCAGGCCAGCCACAUGCUGGCCAAGGCGCUCACAUGGCUGGGAUGGUUCAACAGCGCCAUCAAUCCGUUCAUCUACGCCUUCUACAGUGUGGACUUCCGUGCGGCCUUCUGGCGCCUCACCUGCAAGCGUUUCUUCAGCGCCGGCCAGAAGCCGCAGUUCCCCACGAACACGAUGUCCAUCAGGCGAUAAAGGAGCAGGGAGCACGGUGGGAGAGGCCUCAACCCGUCAAGCCCUGAACAAAUGGCCAGCGCCUAACAUAUUAUUAACAUAUUCAUUAACUCUAGGUGUGGUCCGUAAUUGCACCACAAGUCAGUCACCUGACCCUACCACCACCUCACCUAAUCCACUGGCCAUGUGUGUAAUUGUUCUCUAGUUACUCCAGUAAUUUAUUUAAUCGUCAGGGUUUGCUUCCAAUUCUGGAUCAUUUUGCCGUUUAAGGGAGACGACCAUCGCCCACUGGCAUUUCCACUGGUUACGUUUGACCUUCUAAAAGUAGAAAGACAGUAGAGCUUCUCCUUAACUUAUAAUUUAAAGUAAACAGUAAAGUUUUGUUUGAAUAGUACUUAAGGCAGAGUAUUCCCUAAUGUUUGUUUUUAUUAUUAAAAUAGUUCAGAUCUAGUCAGCUGAAAGUUUAUAAACAAGUCAAGGAUGUCGCUAUCUAAGAACUUUUUAAGUCCUUUUUAGGGAAGCCCGACUGUUUAAAUGUAUAUGCUACUGCACUACGAUUCCAAGGUAUUUCUGCAGCCAGAAUUUUGCAUGCGGAACCUGAGCUCAAUGUGGAAAAUCUGAUAUGCGGCAGCACGUAUCGAUUUAGUAAUUUCCGCGAGACUUUUCCGCUCGGCAGGCGGCGCCUCUCAACUUGCAACAUUCGUUGCCUUAGUCCUCGCAAAAGGCAAAAUGUGGCUCAGACAGAGCCCGGCCAAGCCAACGGCAUAGACAGUUUAGAUGGAUGAGAAAACUUGUUUAUAUGGCUCACCGAAAUUGCGCACAUUUCUCAUACUCUAAUAUUCAGUGGCGUGCUGGGUCACCUUUUCCGCAAAAAAUGUGACCCCCCCAAAAAAAAAAGCAACCUGCUUGCCUGCGAAUCGUGAAUUCCCUUUUUGCCAACUUUACGAGGCAACUAACUAACUCGUCCUAUCGAUUGCAGUAUAUAUCAUAGGUGAUAUCAAGAAGCCAUAAAUUCAAGAGAUACGAGUUGAUUGAGUUAAAACUUUUGGCAAAGGACUUAGCUAAAUCAGUGGAAACCACUGGGCGGAUUAGGUCGGGCAUUAGCUUUUAGCUUUAUCGGAAUGCCAGUUAAAAAAAAAAAAAACAGUUACUGUGAUUUAGUUAAUAGUAGAAGUCAUCCGAGGCUUCUUAAAGAGUUUUCCCUUAGCCUUAACAGCGUGUCAGAGUGUAGAGUGUAGAGUGUGUGUGUGUGAAUGGGUUGAAAAUACCAAAUAAUUUUAGGCAUAAUUUAUUCAUGCCAUCGGCAGCUUAGCUAACCCCAGGACCUAGAGCAGCAGUAGGGCAAGCAAUCUACUUUUAACUCCAUCCCUUCCAGCUCCAUUUCGAAAUCCAUCCCCUCCACAUUUGGCGACGGUGUGAAGUCAUAAACGCAAUCAAGCAAUGCUACGACAUAGAGAUUAAGUCAGACGAACGCUCAUCAGCAUACGUACACGUUCCGUACUGUACUCUACUCAUCCUCAUCCUCCCUGCCCUGCCAUCUCAUCUCAUAGCCCGUCAGUUCGUUCAAUCCUUCUGAAUUUCAGCUCACAUGUCAGGCCUAACAAGUCAAACAGAUGCUCCGGGUGAGAGAGUUUCCGACCCGUCGAAAGCAAACACACAGCGGAUGGAGCUCGUCGUUGCCCAUCUAUCAUCUCGCAAAGCGAGAGAAUCUCUCAGCCUCAGUCUCUGUCUCUGUCUCAGACUCAUCGGCAUGAGCUUUUGGCUUGUAAUAUCAUAUACAUAAUCCGCAUAAUCUGCAUAUAUAUUAAUAGUUAUGUAUGUACGAACAGCAUUUUUUGGAACCGAACAAAUAAAUAGACAAAUCGAAAAGACAAA